CCGCUUUUCCUGCCGCCUCUCCUGUGCGCAGCGCUCCGGCCUGGCCGCUCCUCCCUUCCUCAUUUCCUCCCCACAGCUGGAUCUCUCCUUUCGGAUGCUGGCUCUGCCUUCUCCUCUCACACACAUCGCAUUGGACCAAAUAUUUCGGAGGGUGGAAUGACCUACUACCUGUUUUGCAUGGUCUGAAUUACGGGAAUUUUGCACGUCGGAAAGGAGGGGAGUGAAGACGGGAAAAGGAGGCUCUCCAUCCCCCGAGGGAAUUUAUUUUACAGAGGUAUGCCAGUGCCUGAGGUGGCGUCUGACACUGCCAGUGCUGCCACCAUGUUGAGCCCCGUCCUCAAUGCCUCCAAUGGAGAUGGAUCCGAGUCUGAAACCACCUCCGCCAUCCUCGCCUCCGUCAAGGAACAGGAGUUGCAGUUUGAACGUCUGACCAGGGAGCUGGAAGCCGAACGACAGAUUGUUGCCAGUCAGCUGGAGAGAUGCAAGCUUGGCUCUGAGACUGGAAGCAUGACUAGCAUCAGCUCAACAGAAGAGAAAUUCCGCUGGAACAACCAAGCCCAUAUAGAUGGACAGAAGGACAUAGAGGAGGAGCUGACGACAGGCCUGGAGCUGGUAGACUCCUGCAUCCGAUCGCUCCAGGAAUCAGGCAUCUUGGACUCACAGGACACUUCUACAGGAGACAGACAAGGACUUCUGUCCCAAAGCGCUUUGCAGCUCCACCACCAGGAUGCCUAUGCAGCAGCUGGUUACCAUAGUAACCAAGGGCUGGCAGUUGGGGAAUCGAUCACAGGCCGCAGCGGGCAUGUCGGAGGGGCUGUUCACAGCUACAACCAGGUGACGUUGAGCCGUGCAGCUGCCCACUUAGUGGGAACUGACUCCCCCUCCCAGUCCCAGAGAGACGUAUAUGCCCAGCAGGCCCAUGGCAGCGCCUUCCACAUGCCCACUGAGAUCGGCACUGCACCCACUGGACCUCCCAUGUAUUACUCCUGUGCUACCUUGCCUGCACAGCGUGUGAGCUCCCCUCUGCAGGCGGUGGGAUCUCCUACCAAGCUGCAGCGCCUGGGAUCUGCCUCCUCUGACAUGCCCAGCUACGCCACACUACAGAGGGUGUCUUCGCCAAAACAGUCACCCAGCCGACUUGCCAAGUCCUACAGCACCUCAUCGCCCAUCAACAUGGUAGCAUCUGGUGCCGCUGGCUCCUCCUCCCCCCUUCCUAUGGCAGCCUCCCCAGGGGGAAACCACACCUCGUCGCCCAUCCACCAGCUGAGCUCAGUGGUGGGUAGCUACGCCACCCUGUCACCCACCAAGCGUAUGCUGCAUCACAUCGGAGCAGACGGUUACAAGAUUUCCCACGAGCUGUAUGCCAACGCAACCCUGCAAAGGCCUGGUAGCCUGGCAGGUAGAGGCUCCAGAGGUUCCUACAGCAGCCAGCACAGUCACCUGGGCGCCGAGCUCCGACCCCUGCAGUCUCCUGAACACCACAUCGACCCCAUCUACGAAGACCGAGUCUACACCAAACCCAACCUUAGAGGACAAGUGGUGAACCAAUUGUACCAAGAGGUCCUCAACUAUCUGCUCUUUCCUUACGCUCCUCAUCCUGCUUUAGCCCCGCCUUCCCCUGGUGUCGACCCAAUCCCCUUGCAGCGAACGGGAAGCCAGAGCGCCACCGCCACCUUCCAGAGAGGCAGCUUCGCCGCAGGAAGUGGGGCAGCUGACUACGCCAACCCAUACCGUACUCUGCAGUUCUGCCCGUCCACCGAGUCGCCUUACAGCAAGUCGGGCCCCGCCCUCCCCCCUGAGGCCGUUCUGGGCCGGUCUCCAUCAGUGGACAGUAUUCAGAAGGACCCAAGGUACGACCCUGAAUUCCUUGUGUGGAAUCAAAAUCAAGCCGAGCAAAGAAUGACAAAGGAGUUUGGCUGGAGGGAUCCAGAGCUGCCGGAGGUGAUCCAGAUGUUGCAACAUCAGUUUCCAUCAGUCCAGUCUAACGCUGCUGCCUACCUCCAGCACCUGUGCUUUGGAGACAACAAGAUCAAAUCUGAGAUCCGGCGGCAGGGUGGCAUCCAGCUGUUGGUGGACUUGUUGGACCACCGGAUGACCGAUGUGCACCGCAGCGCCUGCGGAGCCCUGAGGAACCUGGUGUACGGCAAAGCCAACGACGACAACAAGAUUGCCCUGAAGAACUGCGGAGGCAUACCAGCUCUGGUGCGACUGCUCCGGAAGACCACAGAUGUGGAGAUCAGAGAGUUGCUCACAGGUGUUUUGUGGAACCUGUCGUCAUGUGACGCCCUGAAGAUGCCCAUAAUCCAGGAUGCCCUCGCCGUGCUGACCAACGCUGUGAUCAUCCCCCACUCAGGCUGGGACACCUCCCCACAUACACAGGAGGACCGCAAGCUGCACUUGCACUCCUCGCAGGUCCUCCGCAACGCUACAGGCUGCCUCAGGAAUGUGAGUUCUGCAGGCGAGGAGGCCCGCAGGAGGAUGAGGGAGUGUGAGGGCCUGACAGAUGCGCUGCUCUACGUCAUCCAGACCGCUCUGGGGAGCAGUGAGAUUGACAGCAAGACCGUAGAGAACUGUGUGUGCAUCCUGAGGAACUUGUCGUACCGUCUGGCAGCAGAGACAUCUCACAGCCAGCAAGGGGGAUCGGAGGAGCUGGACGGUCUGUUAUGUGACACCGGCGGUAAGGACGCAGAGAGUUCAGGAUGCUGGGGCAAGAAGAAGAAGAAAAAGAAGGGACAUGAUCAGUGGGACGGCGUCGGCCCAUUUCCAGACUUGGCGGAGCCCCCGAAAGGCAUCCAGAUGUUAUGGCACCCUACCAUCGUCAAGCCCUACCUCACACUGCUGUCUGAGUGCUCCAACCCAGACACCCUGGAGGGAGCAGCUGGGGCCCUGCAGAACCUAGCUGCUGGCAGCUGGAAGUGGUCGGUGUAUAUCCGGGCUGCAGUGCGGAAGGAGAAGGGCCUUCCUAUCCUGGUGGAAUUGCUGAGGAUAGACAACGACCGGGUGGUUUGUGCCGUGGCCACCGCGCUGAGAAACAUGGCUCUGGACAUUAGAAACAAGGAGCUCAUUGGUAAAUAUGCCAUGAGGGACCUGGUGCACCGUUUGCCCGGAGGCAGCAAUAACAACAACAGUAGCGGCGGGGGAGGAGGCGGAGGAAGCACCAACAGCAGCACCCUGGCGGGAAAGACCAUGUCGGACGACACCAUUACGGCUAUCUGCUGCGCACUGCACGAAGUCAUCACCAAGAACAUGGAGAACACCAAGGCCCUGAGGGACGCCGGCGGCAUCGAGAAGCUCAUCGGCGUCGCCCGCAGCAAAGGAGACAAAAUUCCCAGACAUAGUCCUAAAGUGGUGAAAGCAGCAUCUCAAGUCCUGAACAGUAUGUGGCAAUACAGAGACCUCCGCAGCCUCUACAAAAAGGACGGCUAUUCCCAGUACCAUUUUGUCGGCUCUUCCUCCACAAUAGAGAGAGACAGACAGCGACCUUAUUCUUCUUCUCGUACUCCGUCCAUCUCUCCCGUACGGACCUCACCCAACCAUCGAUCAGCGAGCGCCCCUACUUCCCCGAGGGAGAUGAUGGCAUUGAAGGAGAGGAAGGCAGACUACGAGUCGACUGGCAAUGCCAGUUACCAUGGCAACAAGGGCGAACACACAUCCCGAAAGGACGCCAUGAUGGGUCAGCUCUCCAGCGGGUCUUCCACGCUGCACAGAGGAGCAUACGUGUCGCCCACUGAUGACCUAAAGUAUAAUCAGAUCUCUUCUCAAGGCCUGCCUUCAGAACCUUACCCUCCUUUCCAAAAUCCCCCUCCGCCUGACAGUGUCAACUACGAGGACCAGGCUUUCUACGAGAACCAGGUUCAUGCCGCCGGGCGCCCACCGCAGGGAGACCUAAACAUGCACCUGCAGGGCCUCAAGUCCACCGGCAACUAUGUAGACUUCUACUCAGCCUCACGGCCCUACAGCGAGCUCAACUAUGAGACCAGCCACUAUCCGGCCUCACCAGACUCCUGGGUCUAAUGGGAGAUGAGGAUGGAGGAGGAGAGGAUGGAUGGGGGAAGGGGGUAGUUUAAAGAGUGAGAGAGAAGAUGAUAGGACAGUUUCCCUCCCUUUCCUCCCCAUCCUCCUCUGUAGUUCCUGAGUAGCAUCAUAGAUAGCAGGACGACAGAAGGGGAGGAUGGAGUGCAGGAAAAGAGACAUGAAGAGAAAAUCUCCUGUCGUAGACAUCUGAGGAAGGAGGGAGAGCGGACAAAGGAGGAUCAGAAGCAAACAGAGGAGCAGCCAUGCAUGUGCAUGCACACCACCAACAAAUCUAACGGACACAUUUUCUUUCUGUGUUUAGUUUUGGAUCAACUACUGCUGCAAGGUUCAGCAGACAGAAAGACCUCCUGCACCUGAAGGGCUCUGAAUACAGAACGUAAGAGGGAGGGGCAUGAUAAAAGGGAACAUGAAGGGAAUGUUGGAAAAAGUGGGAAAUAUAUGGAGAUGAAGAAGGACAAUGAAAGAGAAAAAUGAAGCAGUGGACUCGAGAAUAGAAAGUUUUGAAUUGUGAAUGGAACGUGUGAGACAUACCCAGGAGAAACCUGUACAUAUGUGGUAUAGCAACAUGGCUUUCCGUAAUGUGAAGCACAAGAAGCAGAGCUGUAGGAACAUGUAGGAUGUAUGUCACACAAAUCUUUGUUUCUCUCUGUGGCUUCAAUGUGAUUCAUCCUCCUCUGUGCAAAGAAGGCUUCUGGACUUUGUCAUUUGUUACAGUUUUUUUUUGUGUUUCUACUUUUUUAAUUCUCAAUUCUGGUUGUAUAGUAUUUGAUGUACACUGUACAUUUGCAAAGAUGCAUUGUGUACUGUACAUUGCACUAUUUUCUGUGUCAUGUCAGGCCUUUCGUCACUGGGUCAACCUCAUUUCGUCACUAACUAUUCCCCGUUAAAAACACUCACAAAUACACACAAUAUCUGCACUCAGACUUUCAAAAUUCAUAUCACAGCUACGGAAGGAUGUCCACAUGUUGCUAUUGUGACAUAUUGGAUAUGAAUUGGGUGGUUAAGACAAUUCUGUGGUUACGGUGCUCCUUUAACUGCCCUACAGAUAGUUUCACAGAAUGGCCAACUCAAACAGUUGAGCAGCUUUUUUUCUGUGACAAAACACCAAUUUCUUUAAGCUAGCUUUGUUUUUUUGGCGGCUAUCUUUCCACAUUAACACCUCAAAUUCACUUUUUUGUUUCCCACUAGUCUCUCCUUUGAGUGAACUGUGCUCAUUGUGUACAUAACCGUGCCAAACAAGGGUCACUUCCCCUCAGCGGAGGAAGGUUUGGGGUGUGUUAAAGGGUCCAAGUUCAGCUGAUGCUCUCAGCUGGACAUCCUUGCGGUUCUAAAGAUGCCAGUUUGUAAAUGCUUUGUUUUUUCUAAACUGUGUUUUACCGGGAUGAAACCUGUCUUAACUGCACCGGGACUGGGGAGAAAAUACAAAAUGAAAACAAAAAAGAGAAAAAAGAAAAUCAUGGAGGCACUGUGACCGGGCCGAGGAACGCCUCCUCAAAAGUUGUACAAAAUUAGUUGAUUUCUGUGUUGUAAAAUAAUCAAUGUUUGAAGUAAAAAAAAAAAAAACUUUUCUGAGAGAUGGGUGGCAAUUCUAACUUCAUGGUAGACAAAACUGUUAAUAGAGUACGGAUAUAUAUUAUAUAAAUAUAAAUAUAUACUUUUUAUGUGCAGAUGUGGAUGUCACUUAUAGCAGCAACAUUAUGGAAAAAGACUUGUAAAAAACAAAAAAAACAGCUACAUGUAGGAAUUUUGUUCACAUUUUAUUUUCUGAUCAACACACUAAAUUGUCGACUUUGUGUAGUAAUGUUGUUGCUAUGUGGAGUAGAGUAGACCAGGGCCCAGGGAUCCACGUUUUCACUAAAGCAGUCCAAAAAGGUGCUACACCCAUGAGAAGUAUUUCCAACAUGUCUGUAUUUUAACUGUGCACAAAAUGUUUGUUCCCCUUUGGAUUGAUAACAACGUAUUGAUUUUCAGCCACAUAACGGAGAACGAUCACAAGUUUGAUUUUUGUAAAUCCUAUGCAUGAAAACGCCCUAAUUAAUUAGUCUUAUUAUGCUAAAUAGCCAAAAUUGCACCCAUGAAUGCAUCAGUAUUUUUUGUCAGUAAACCUGGAACUAAAUGGUGAUUUGUUUUUCUUUUCUUUUUUUAAAGUGAGAAAGGCUAAAUUGUAAAAUGUGACAACAGACCCUGGUUCUCCCUACCCACCGCUGUUUAGAAGUCUUAGAGUCAUCUUCUGAUGCUUGAAAAAUUAUACAGUAAUACAACUGUCCCCACAAAAACUGGAUGAAAAACAGACAGAGUGUAUUUGUUAGUAAGCAUCUGGAAACGUUAUGUAUGUCCUUGUGAUCCGUAGGCAGAAAAACCUGACUAUAAGACCUGUAUGGAGAUAUAACGUUGGUAACCUUUUUGUUGCUAGACCAAACGUGUUUUAAAAAGAGAAUUGUGAAUCUUUCUAUUGCCUCAAACAGAUUGCAACUACUCCAAAAAAUAUAAACAGACCAUCGAAGAA
This is a messenger RNA of Etheostoma cragini (Arkansas darter), 6541 nucleotides long. RefSeq names its product catenin (cadherin-associated protein), delta 2b (gene ctnnd2b). Gene Ontology annotation, cellular component: nucleus; cytoplasm; plasma membrane. The record is from RefSeq and is a predicted model, not a curated record. Lineage: Eukaryota; Metazoa; Chordata; Actinopteri; Perciformes; Percidae. The transcript has 25 exons. Gene Ontology annotation, biological process: cell-cell junction assembly; dendritic spine morphogenesis; cell-cell adhesion. Bases 277 to 4014 code for a protein of 1245 amino acids. Gene Ontology annotation, molecular function: cadherin binding.